AUGGCAAAAGACAUAGAAUACACCUGCUCCGCAUGUUUCACUUGUACUAAGUAUGGCAAACAAGCCGCGGCAGAGCCCAUGUUAUUACAUCCAGUACCAACGUGUCCCUGGCAAUGUGUAUCACAAGAUAUAUUUGAACUCAACAAGAUCUAUUAUCUUGUCACGGUGGACCACUAUAGUGACUUUUAUGAGUUAGAUCAACUCAAAGAUACCCUAUCUACGACAGUCGUCCAGCACACGAAAGCUCAUUUUGCACGACAUGGCAUCCCUCUGCGCUGUCUUACAGACAACGGUCCGCAGUUUAUGUCGAGAGAAUAACAGAUCUUCGCACAGUCGUAUGGGUUUGAGCACAUAUUCCCCUUAUUGGUCACAAAGCAAUGGAAAAGCGGAGGCUGCUGUUAAGAACGCUAAAUCUGUUUAAGAUUACCACCUUGCCCUCCUUAACAUACGCAACACCCCACCACGUGGUUAUUCGUUUUCGUCGGCGCAACGUCUGAUUGGAAGACGCACCUGUUCUAGUCUACCACUAUGUGGAGAACGCCUUUUACCAGAUUCACCUGAUCCCCGGACUGUGACCCAAGAGAUUACCAACCAUCGAGCAGCAUCUAAGGCCACCUAUGACAAAACAGUACAGUCUUCCCAGCCUUCUUUACCUAUGGGAUCAUAUGCAUAUGCAAAACCAAGACCAACUCUGUGUGGACAACCAUGGACGUAUGGUCGAAUUGUCAGUUCACCCUCUCCACGGUCUUACAACAUAGACACAGGUAGCCAUAUUAUUCGCCGAAAUCGCACCCAGAUCCGACCAACAACAGCACCAUCUCACAUUUCUGAAGUACACCCACUGCAACCAUACACCAGUCACUCCCCUCAAGACUCAAUUGAAGAUCUACCGCCUACCACGUCAGACUUGGAACCUGAUCCACCACCUGCCACGUCAUCUUCACAACCUGGUCAAGGUGAAGUUGUUACUCAAACCGAGGAGCUUCAACAACCUUCUAUUCAAGUUCCAUCCCACAAUACUCUAACGAAUCCAAUUUGGCCUUGA
Paramuricea clavata is the source of this 1045-nucleotide messenger RNA. The record is from the annotation of a GenBank genome assembly. NCBI's taxonomy places the organism in Eukaryota, Metazoa, Cnidaria, Anthozoa, Malacalcyonacea, Plexauridae.